Xenopus laevis (African clawed frog) is the source of this 2607-nucleotide messenger RNA. It is a transcript of the gene wbp4.S, whose product is annotated as WW domain binding protein 4 S homeolog. Gene Ontology annotation, molecular function: RNA binding; zinc ion binding; nucleic acid binding. The record is from RefSeq and is marked provisional. Gene Ontology annotation, biological process: RNA splicing; mRNA splicing, via spliceosome. Gene Ontology annotation, cellular component: nucleus; precatalytic spliceosome. Lineage: Eukaryota; Metazoa; Chordata; Amphibia; Anura; Pipidae.
GUCCCUUCCGUAUUUGAUCAUCUCAUCCUGUGCCCCAUUUAUCCGUAUUUUCAUGCUGUUUUGCAACUUUCUUCUCUGCGGAUACAUGGUACUAGCUGUAUACACACUGCGCUAUUACUCUGCGCCUUUUCUGUCUCUGCUCUACUUCCUGCUCCUCUGGACUCGUAUCCUCAUCUUCUGAUGUCCAAAUCCUGCUACAAACGCUGCAACAAGGGAUAGUUUGGUUGUAAUAAGUUGACAUGGCUGACUACUGGAAAUCCCAGCCAAAGAAGUUUUGCACAUACUGCAAGUGUUGGAUUGCAGACAACAAGCCGAGCAUUGAGUUUCAUGAGAGAGGAAAAAACCACAAAGAAAAUGUCACCAAGAAAAUCAGUGAGAUUAAAAAGAAAAGCAUGGACAAGGCAAAAGCGGAUGAGAAAAAAUCCAAAGAAUUUGCUGCCAUGGAGGAAGCUGCCCUAAAAGCUUAUGAAGAAGAUCUUAAGAGACUUCAAGGAGAAGUUCCAGUCCCUGUAGGUCCAACAGUCCAACAAAUCAAAGCCCGGAACGAGAACAAGUUGAAGGAGAUUGAAGCAAUAGAGAAGGUUCAUGCUAAAAAACUGUGGAAGAAAGACAUUUCUCCAGAAGGAUACCCAUAUUACUAUAAUACUUUGACUGGAGAAUCUAAAUGGGAAGAGCCAGAGGGAUUUCAAGACAAAUCAGAAGAGUCCAACAAGGCUGGAUCUAGCUCUGUUUGGGUAGAAAGUCUCUCUGAGGAAGGCUUCACGUACUAUUACAACACCAAAACAGGAGAGUCUUCCUGGGAGAAACCAGAGAACUUUGUUUCAAACUUACCGGCUGAGAGUGCUGAGAAAGAGGCUAUAAACACAGAGGAUAAGUCUGAAGAAAUAAAAGAGGUUACAGAUACACAAUCGGCUACAGGAUCAGCAGAGGAACAGGAAAAGUCUGAACCUGCUGUUACCCAAACACCAAAAAUAAAUUUUGGGGGUAAAAAGGAAACGCAAUCAGAGAAUGAUGAAAAGGCUGAUGAAGAGGAAUCCAAACAAGAAUCAAAACAAGAAUCAAAUCAAGAUGUUGUUAAAGAGCAACCCACACCAGAACUUCCAAAAAAAGUUCCCAGAAAACCAAAUCCUUAUGGAACAUGGGAGGUAAUCAAAGAGGAGGAGGAUCCUUAUGAAAAUGUGGAUUUAGAGCUUCCAAAUGUGGAGUAUGACAUUCCUGCAGUCUCUAUACCAGACCUACAGCAGGAGCCAAAAAUGAAGUUCAAGGAAAAAUCUAUCACCUCCCUUGAAGGCUCCGUUGGAGGGGACUCUUUCUUCAAGAAAAGGAAGCUGGAAAACGGCAAAUCCCGAAACAUACGUCAGAGAACAAAAGAUCAUUAAAGGACCUUGGCCCAGUUUACACGCAGGCAGAUUGUUUUCUAGGAAAGCUUUGCUUGGUUCGACAUAAUAAAUAUUUUAGUUUUCUUCAGAUGUGGAUUUUGUUUUUGUAAAUACACAACAGGCGACCACAGAACUAGUGAGUUGAUUCCUAUAUGUACAGCACAAAAUUAUGCUGAAUUAAAGAAAGGCGCUAGGACAUGAAAUGAGGUACAACAUCUAUUUAGCAUAUUGGCCAUUACUAAAAGCAUAGGUUGCCAAACGCAACUCCUUCUUGGGGUGUUUGCAGCAGGAGUUUGUCACAAAACAUUGUAACACUUUGUUAAAGGAUAAGUAAAUCUUUCAAAUAAGUGAAUGUAAAAUGAUGAGGGUGCUAUUCUAAGCACUUUCGUAAUUUACAUUCGUUAUUUAUUUUGUUAGAUAUUAAGCGAUACAUGUACUGUUAACAUGAAUGAAUUUUGUAACAACGGCGCCAUCUGCUGGUCAGUUUCCACCAUUUCUGACUACCAAGUAGUCAAGGAAGUUGUCAGAAGAAAGAAAGAGAACUGUUCUGAUGUUCUUCUGCUUAGGAAAGACGUUAGAAAGGUUUUGUUGUUUUUUUUUUUUUCCUAAGCAGUAAAACAUCAGAGCAGCUUCUUUCUUUCUACUGACAACUUCCUUGACUACUUGGUGGUCAGACUGGUGCACCACCCACCAUGGGUCUGAAUGUGAGCAAGUUGGUUGGGAGGAGCAGCAGGCAUUGUGCAGUAUUGCCUUUGGUCACAUAUACUAUUUGACCUAUUUUUGAAACAUCUAAAUCUAGUUUAUUGUUAUUUAAAGUGUGGGUGUGAACAUUAAAUGAAGUGCAAGACUAGGAUCAUCAUUUAGACAGAGAUGGUUCCUUAAACUCUACUUUGUAACCUAUGCUGUUUGCUGCAAGUUAUGGAAGCUCUAAAUCAAUGAUGAAUAGUAAAUAGGUCUAAAUCAAAAAGUCUGUCAGAAAAACGUAUAUAUUAUUUUACUUUUUUAUGCUCAUAUUUGAUGUUUUUUUUCUUUUAAUAAUGCUUUUCAGAUUUCUGUUACGCAGAAUAACCCGUUUUUUCAUAAAGGGAAUUUUGCUAAAGCAACCAUGGAUUUGGUUCAUUUGGGGAAACCCCUUAUCCUGAAAACCCCCAACACAAUAUGUUUCCUCAACCAACAUAAAUACAUUUUAUAUUGACUCUGAAUAAUAAAGAUUUUAUACAAUUGGUCA